AUGUCAAGGCCAGUUGACUUCGUGAUUGCAGGUCUUGGCAAUCCAGAAGAAGAAUAUGCCACCACACGUCAUAAUGCAAAUGCAAUAGGGCUUGAACAAGGAGAAGGAGCACCUGUUUUUUAUAGACGGUUUAAUUUAUCAGCCGAUGUACGAGAUAUACCAUAUACUUUUAAAUAUGAAAGUGGGUCGUCUACUGUAACUAAUUCCUUAAGGAUCGUUUUAAUGAAACCCUUGACUGCCAUGAACGAAUCAGGAUCGUCAAUACAAAAAGUGAUGAAAAAUUAUGCAGUUACCGAUUCUAAAAAGUUGAUAGUAGUAGCCGAUGACUUAAACACACAACCAGGUAUAUUGAUGGUUCAAGGUGGCGGGGAGUUAGCUGCAAUGAGAGGCCAUAAAGGAUUAGAAAAUAUUGUAUCAGUAAUUGGUACCGAUUUUGUGAGAUUGGGUAUUGGACGGCCUGCAGAAAAUUCUACGCCAAUUUCUCAAUGGGUUUUAAGCCCAUUUACCAAAGAAAAUCGAGAAAUGGAUCUUUUUGGUUACCUUUUACAAUUGACAACGCAAGCAUUAGAAAAUUAUAGUAUUCAUCGAGAUUUGAAGCAAGUAAAGAAGAAAUUUGCACGGCCUAGAAAGAUACCGAAUAAAUUGACAGAAAUGAAUAGGUAG
Messenger RNA from Dentiscutata erythropus, 663 nucleotides. Lineage: Eukaryota; Fungi; Glomeromycota; Glomeromycetes; Diversisporales; Gigasporaceae. The record is from the annotation of a GenBank genome assembly.